This is a messenger RNA of Setaria italica (foxtail millet), 1783 nucleotides long. RefSeq names its product basic proline-rich protein. The transcript has 5 exons. Lineage: Eukaryota; Viridiplantae; Streptophyta; Magnoliopsida; Poales; Poaceae. The coding region runs from base 1 to 1080 and encodes 359 amino acids. The record is from RefSeq and is a predicted model, not a curated record.
AUGCCCGCUGCGGCGCUGCCGCCUGAGAGCUUCAAAAUCGACGCGACCCGUGCGCUCACCGCCGAGCCCCGCAGCAGCAGCCCGCACGCACGCUCCUCGCCGCUACCGGCCGCUGCGAGCCGCGCCGUCACACGUGCUCGCCGGAUCCGCGGCCGCUGCCGUGCUCGUUGCUGCCCCGGCGGCCCCACCGCGCGGCCUCUCCCCGUGCUGGGCCUCGACGUCGACGGUGCCUCUGCGCCUCGGCUGCCCCACGCUGCUGCAGCUGCAGCGCUACCGAGCACCCCGGUUCCACCUCCCCCCCCCCCCCCCCCCUUCCCGGCUGCCCAUCCACGCCGGCGCCGCCACCGGCUCCUCCACACCGCCGCGCCCCCUCUACAGCUCCACUCCGCCGCCCGGCCGCGGCUCCUCCGUCCGCCGCCACGCCGGCGCGCCCCCUGCAAGAACUGGGGCGUUGCCGCCAGUCGUACCUGGCCUCCUCCUCCUCAUGCUCCUCGCCGUGGCACCGCCACCUGCGGCUUCCGCGGUGGGCUUGAACUGGGGCUCCGCGUCCUCUCACCCGCUCCCGGCGGCGCGGGUCGUGCAGGGCCUGCUCCUCCCCAACUCCGCCUCGCCGCCACCUCCUACGACGCGCUCGCGGGCACGGCGUCGCCGUCACUGUCGGGGUCCCGACACGCUGCUCCUCUUCUGUUCGCCGCCCCACCAGGGUCCGCCACGCCUCUUCCGUUCGCCGCCACGCCUCCUCCGUUCGCGGCCGCGCUGGUAGACGUCGACCUCUGGCCACUGCUGUGCCGGCCGCGCAGCUGCCAAGCUCGCCCCUACGGCGUCGUCGAGCGUACCGAAAACGGUAACAUCAAUUCUCUCAUUCACUGCAUUGAGCUCAGCUGCUGGUGUGUACUAAUUCUUUUUCAAAAGGGCUUGCUCUUCUACAAAAAGUUUUUUUACAAGAGAACUACAUUGGAGCAACUACAUUGCUGGAGCUGUACGCACGUGCUCCUGAAGAAUAGGCCAAGGAGCUCAUCGCCCAACUUGCAGAUUUCCAGGAGUGACCUCGAUGGGAUAAAGAAAGACCAUAUUGAUUAAUAUGCAGUUUUCAAGGUACUGUAAAUAUUCUAUACGUUAUCACUAUUCCAUGAUGUAAUGAAUGGAGAAGCUGGGAGGUAGUUUUGUCAAGCUCGUUAAACAUGUUUAACAUUUUUCCAGGAACAGACCGUAAUUGAUAGUUAUAACUUGCUUUGUGGGCAUUCAUGAUUUAUACAUACUAACAACCCGUGACAUCUCUUUGAUCCCCUCAAGGCCUCAAAUGUGCAUCCCAAGCAUUGUUCUCCAAACGGGAGUGAAGCAUGUGUGUGGGUGAAGAUUACUAUAUGAAGAGUUCUCUGAAACUUGUCAUUUGUACCACUGAGGACCCCCCCCCCCUCCCUCCCCCCCCCCCCCCCCCAAAUUGCAAUUUAGUAUGUUUUAGUAUGUACUGAUUCACACAACUCAGAAGGGUUGGGCAAUAUGAUGCUUUUCAAGAAAGUGGUACUAGGCAGCCACCCAAUAAAAGAGGAAAUGUACUCAAGUCUGUUGCGUAUCAGAACUGUAUAAUUUUGAUUUUUUUACUAACUGUUUCUGUGAUUUAAUAGGCAUAGCUGCUGAAAUUAAGUUCUUGCUGAGGUAUAAGAGAUAGUAUGGUGUUCUGAUUUCUUAUAGUUUUCAGAAAAGUUCAUCAGCAUUGUGCUUGACUCAUGGACUAUCUUGUAGUAUUACAUGUUCAUACUUUUAUUGCAUAAUAUUUCAUCUC